UUGUUUUAUAUUUAGUUUAUAAAAGUAAGUUGCAAUUCAACAAAUGUUUUGUUAACAAUAUUGUGUGUGAAAAUUUAACGAGUGAUUAGUGUUUUCAUUAAAAUUAUGGCUGUUGAUAAACUGAUAUGGAAGAUAGCAUUGGAUUUCUUUGUCCUCCUCUGCGUGGCGUUUCCCCUGCUUGGGCUGCUGCUGUGGGCGGAGCCUUACCACCGCGGCUACUUCGCCGACGACGACUCCCUACGGCUGCCUUACAAGCAACAGCAAAUCUCUGAAGGCCUGCUCGCGGGACUUGGCUUCGCUUUCAUUAUUGUUACAGUUGUAGUCACAGAGUUCGUGCGCGACAAGCGUGGGAACAGUGUGGGCGAGAAGUUUGUGAAUGGGUGGCUAGUGCCGGGCUGGGCUUGGGAGAGCUACGUAACGGUAGGGGUGUACACUUUUGGAGCAGCCUGCCAGCAGCUCACUGUCAACGCUGCUAAAUACGUUAUCGGCAGAUUAAGGCCACAUUUCUUUGAUCUCUGCAGGCCGAUACCUAAUUCGUCGUCCCCAUUGAACGAACUGGGCUACAUCCAAGCAUACACGUGCUCGGGAGCAAGCGCGGCGCAGCUCAAGGAGAUGCGCCUCAGCUUCCCCAGCGCACAUGCCAGCUAUGCAAUGUACACCGCUGUCUUCUUUAUUUUCUACAUCCAGGUGAAGGGCAAGUGGCGCGGCUCGAAGCUGUUACGUCACGGCUGUCAGUUUGCGGCGCUGAUCGCAGCGUGGUACGUGGGCCUGUCGCGAGUGGUAGACCAUAUGCACCACUGGAGUGAUGUCACUGUCGGAUUCCUUGUGGGAUUCGCUUUUGGUGCUAUUGUAUUUGUAUAUAUCUUGAAACCGAAGAAAUACGGUAUGCCGCGCUCAUGGGAGACGGGGCCUCCUGAAAUGCUUCCACAGCCCGUUAUGUCCAGAUGACUACACGCACAAGUUGUUUUUGAAUAAUAGUAUAAUAAAACACUCUUAACCCAAAGGUAUAGGCAGUGCUCAAGUUAAAACAGCCAUAUUUGUAUAUUGACUUUAAUUGAAAAAUAAAACCAUGUAUUUUU
This is a messenger RNA of Papilio machaon (common yellow swallowtail), 1079 nucleotides long. Its product is annotated as putative phosphatidate phosphatase. Gene Ontology annotation, biological process: phospholipid metabolic process; signal transduction; phospholipid dephosphorylation. The record is from RefSeq and is a predicted model, not a curated record. The transcript is spliced from 6 exons. The coding region runs from base 106 to 948 and encodes 280 amino acids. Gene Ontology annotation, molecular function: phosphatidate phosphatase activity. Lineage: Eukaryota; Metazoa; Arthropoda; Insecta; Lepidoptera; Papilionidae.